Molecule: messenger RNA, 3445 nt
Organism: Trichogramma pretiosum
Lineage: Eukaryota; Metazoa; Arthropoda; Insecta; Hymenoptera; Trichogrammatidae
Gene: PPP4R2r
Product: serine/threonine-protein phosphatase 4 regulatory subunit 2
Exons: 2
Coding region: 548-2377 (609 amino acids)
Biological process (GO): protein dephosphorylation
Cellular component (GO): cytoplasm; protein phosphatase 4 complex; nucleus
Molecular function (GO): protein phosphatase regulator activity
Source: RefSeq, a predicted model, not a curated record
CCAAGUCGUGUGUUAGUGCACGCAUUUCGCUCUCUCGCUCUCACUCGAGUGUGAAUCUUGCAUGUCGCGCGGCUGCAGCAGAUACAUUACGCGUAAUCGCGAUACGGAGGAAAGAAAGUAGCCCAAGCAAUACAUCAAUUCAUGACUGAAUCUGCUGCAGAGUUCAACAUACGCGUGUCGCGAGAGUGCUGAUUAUUUGAGAUCGAGAAAUUUUUUCGUCGUUCUCUAGUCUAUCUAUACAGGCAUAGAAUACACGCACAUAUAAUACACACGCGCGAUUCCCAAUCCCUACCAUUUUCCCCUCUCCUCUUUUUUGCCUGCCUUUGCCGUAUACGUGCAGUGUCUAACGACAAUAAAUAAAUAUAUCAAUUCGAAAGUCUCCGGACGCACUUGGGUGCCGUCGAUGCCGAAGCAGUAACAACGAUCACGACGACUUUCAGCAACAUCGUUUACAACGGUUACUCCUGCAGCAGCUCAGAUCCUCUGUUCGCUGAGGGAAAAAUUGGCGUGUCAAAUACAACGUUAAGCAUCUAUUUCACCAUUUGCCAUGGAAAACCCAGAAGAAGUGCUUCAUGCUCUGGAUGAAUUUCAAAAAGUGCGGCCUUCAGAGAUUCCUCGCGAACUUGAGGAUUACCUCUGUUGGGUUGCUCGCACCGGAGAUCCUGUAUAUCAAUGGAGUCUUGUCAAAGCCUUAUUCAGAGAAAAACUUGUCAAAGUAAUGAGCGAAUUUCAAGAAAACUGCCCCACUCUUGAUCUUGCACCUUGCCCUAAUGUUGAACAAUUUAAUUAUGAUAUUAUGAAAAGAACACUAAUAGAGAGACUAGAAAGUUUCUCCAAUGCACCUUUUACUGUUCAAAGAAUAUGUGAAUUAUUGACCACUCCAAGAAAAGAGUAUAAUCGUAUCGAUAAAUUUAUGAGAGCCAUUGAAAAAAAUAUUUUGGUAGUUAGUACGAGAGAACCCGGACCAUUGGGUCGAAGAAGUGAAAAUGGUGAUAGUUUGGUAAAUGGAUCAUUGGAAGAUGAAUCUCUGCAUCACGGACAAACCUCUAAUGAAGUAGACAUGGACAAUUGGGUAAAGGACUGUACUACUUCUGUUCCUUUACAAACACCUGACAGUAACGAUUUAUCAGUAGAGAAUGGUAUGAAUUCGACUAAUAAACAACUCGAAAAAAUGGAACAACAAGUGAGUAGCAUAAAUCCAUUGGCAUCAGGAUCUGCUAGUUUAGAUUUUCAAACAAAUGCAGUCAUCAACACACAAACACCGCUUAAUGCUGUUAUUGCUCCAACUCUCUCUGGUAAUAACCAAGAAAGUAUUGAUGUAUCAGAUGCCAUUAUGAACGAAGACACAAGUUCCCAGCCAAGUUUAGAACUAGAAAGUGAAGAUUCUAACAGUAAUGAUUCCAAAAAACUUCAGACUGCUUUUGAGGCAAAAGAUUUCGACUCUUUAUUGGAAGAAAAUCAUGUCAAAACUUAUGCAGAAGCACUUCAAAGUGGAAAAUCAGAUAAAAAUGAAGAACAAAGCGAAGUGUGUAAUUUACCAAUUGAACUGAAUUACUCCAAUGAAACUGCCAUUAAUAAUAAUACACAUGAUAAUGCACAAAAUAAUACUGAAGUUUCUCAGACUCCUGAAAACAAUGAUGAAGCUGAACAAAAUCUAACAAGCACACUGGAUACCAGCAACAAAGAUCAAACCACAUCUGAAGAAAAUUCAGCAAAUAGUUCUGACAUUAGUAAGCAAGAUGAUAUCAUUGCCAGUACAGAUACCUCAUCAGAUGUUGACAAUUCAGCUAAGCCAAUAAUUGAAACAGAAGAAUCAAGUUCUGUUGUAUGUAAAGAAAGUUUAACUGAAUCUGUAAAAGAGCAAGUUACAACUGAACCAGUUUUAAGUGAAAAUUCCAGUGCUGAGCCUUCAAAUGAGAAAGAAACAUCCGAACCAGCUGUAGAAGAAGACAAAGUAAAAUUGUUAAUUGAAGAUCUUAUUCCAGAUUCAAAUAAACCUAGUCCUUCUAUAGAAGCUGUAAAUUCUGAAUUGAAAGUAGAAGAAGCUCUUAUAGAAAACAGUGAAACCACAAGCUCAAUAGAAUCUGAUGCAACUCCUGUUAUAGAAGAGCCAAAAGAAGUAGCUGACACUAUAAGUAAAGAUCUUACAGAAGCUAUUAGUAAACCUGCAGAUGUAGACUCUGCUGUUAAUAAUGGCUUAUCAGAAUCUCCAGUUACUAAUUUAUUGGAGAGCAAUGAAAUGAUUGUAACAGAUGAACCUGUUAGCACAAAAAAUCCCUCAGAGUCUAUGGAUGUGGAUGAUGGAGCUACUCUUGCUACUGCAACGGGGGAUGAACCUAUGGAUCAAGAACAAGGGAUUGAAUCAAUGAGUAGUUAAUAUUGAUUCUCAAGUCCUGGACAAUGAAUUUACUUGAAUGAUUUUCUUAAUAUAAAUGAAAAUUGAAUGUGUGUUUAAUUGUAUUUAUCAGGGAUCACUGUGCAAAAUCUUAGUUUGAAAAUCGACUUUUUGUUUAUUCUAAUCAUUAAAAAUGGACUCUAAAUAUAUUAUUUUCAAAAUAUAAAAACAAAGUAAUAAUGCGGCUUGAACUUAUAAUUAAAAGUUACUUAUCAAUUAGAGAACUAAAAACUCUUUCUAUGACUUUGCAUGGUUUAUACAGCCCUGAUUAGUGUACAGCGGAAUGAACGAAAGUGAAAAAGAGAAAAUGAAAUGUGCAUUGUUUUUCCGACAAAGCAAACUUAAUUAAUUUGCUUGAGAAACUAAUUUUUUUCUUUGUAUUGUCAUCGUUGUAAGUGAGACCUGCAACAAUUCUAAAGUGUUGCAGGAGUCAGAACUUUUUUGUGUUGACUAUUUAAUUAAUCUUCCUAUUCUACAUUAUACGCCGCUGACAAAUACGUUGUAGCAGCAAAUCACUGCCCGACUUAUUAAUAGACACUGAAUGUAAAGUUGAAAAAAAAUGCUGUUCUGAUAAGCCAACGUUGAAUAUGUUUGCAAUGAUGACUAGUUUUUGUAAUCAACAACAGAGUCGUUUAGCACAUUGGCAAUAUAUACAUUGAUACGAUUUUUAUAUAUUGUAUAAAAAUGGGUGUUAUGAAAUAAUAUAUUUUAAUAAAAACAUUAAAAUAAUAAAUCCGAUCGGUCAAUAGUGUUGAAUUUGACUGAUGAUGCAAGGCUACGACCUUGCAUCAGUUUUUCUUUAUUUUGUAGUAAAUUAUAUCAUUGUGUAGUGCAGUGAUAAAUUAAUCCUCUUUCUAUGAGAAAAAAACAAACGCGCGUUAAAUUUAGUUUAGGUAAGAAGUAAAAUGUUAAAUGUAGAAGAAGGAGAACCAACAAUUGACAGCUCGACAUAGCUUUUUUAGAACAAUUAGUACAGUAUUUUAAUUUUUUUUUUUUUCACAGAAAAAAAUGACGGGAAAUUAUUAUUUAGAAAAAAAUGAGACUUGAUAC